AAAAAAAUUGAAAACAAUUUGGAAUUAUAGCGGUUAGAUAAAUCAUCACUUUCCACGUAUUCACCUUUCUAUAGACACGGUAAAAAGCUACGCAAUUGGGGAUGACGAUGAUCUGAAACGAAACCCUAAUUUUUUAAUUUCGGCGAUUCAACCUAAAUUUGAGUAAAAGCAACAAACACUAUGGAAUUAGCAGACAGAGCAGUGGGAUUUCUCUUAUCAUUUAUUAGCUUGUCAAUUUUCACGUAUUACACCUUUUGGGUAAUCAUCCUGCCAUUUGUUCACGGUGAUCAUUUCGUGCAUAAAUACUUUCUACCUCAAGAAUAUGCGAUCCUCAUUCCUGUGUUUGCCGGUGUGACGCUCCUAAGCUUCUUGUGUAUAUUCAUUGGAUAUGUGAUGCUAAAAUCGAAAAAGAAAAAGGCUUAGAAUUCAUCUUUCAAGUUUUCGGGUUCUCCUACAUAUACUGCUUCAAGACAUAUCUGUCAUGUAUGUUGUGAUCGUAUUCGCAGUGUCAAAUGUCAUCUUUUCUAUUUUCUUAGCAAUUUGUGGUUUAAAUACUUAUUUAUGCUUGGUUACUCAGCCUCGAUACAGUUUUGCUUCAUUGAAGACAUUUUGGCUGCACUGUAAACCACUAAAUUUAUAGUUGAGGUUUUUUGAGUUC
Molecule: messenger RNA, 658 nt
Organism: Daucus carota subsp. sativus
Lineage: Eukaryota; Viridiplantae; Streptophyta; Magnoliopsida; Apiales; Apiaceae
Product: dolichol-phosphate mannose synthase subunit 2
Exons: 3
Coding region: 181-423 (80 amino acids)
Biological process (GO): GPI anchor biosynthetic process
Cellular component (GO): endoplasmic reticulum membrane; dolichol-phosphate-mannose synthase complex
Molecular function (GO): enzyme regulator activity
Source: RefSeq, a predicted model, not a curated record